GUUCACUCCACUCCCCACAACCCGUCCAUCAUCGUCCUCUGCCGGAGAUGCCUGGCCGACUCGCUGCGCGGCGGCCCCGUCCAGGCAACACCCGGGCCGCUGCCGCCGCAGCCUACUGCUCCUCGGUGGCAGCCUCCUCCUCGGUCCUGCCCGACGAGCUUGACCGGAGCUCCGACGCCUACGCCUGCAACGCCGCCGCAGUCGGCGGCCUCCUCUCCGACCUGCGCUCCCGCGUCUCCCAGAUCAUUUUGGGGCUCCAGAACUUCGACAGGUCCAAUGUUGCGUCUGUCGUCACGGCUGCGGAUAAGCAUGUCCCUAAAACAAAUGGAGACAUUCCUUCUUUUGAUGAAGCCUUUUCAGAUCACCGAAGACUUCUUGACAGGUUGGUGUUGUAUGUCCUGGUUGAGCUCAAGGGUAACGGAGAUGGCAAUUGUCAGGUAUAUUUACAGGAUUCAGUUCUCUGUUUACUUUUCGAGAAUAGCAUAAAGGAACACAUGCACUACUUGUUAGCAGAGCUGCUUGUUUCUAAAUUUUUGCACAAUCUACUUUCUUCUUUUUGUCUACCAGCAAUAAAAGCAAGAUUCAAGCGAUAAGUUAAUGUAAUCAUGUACGUUACAGGUACUCCUCCAUCCAUAUGCUUACUCACAGUGCAAGAAAGUGUAAAUGCUUUUCAUUAAUUUCGCUUUAAUAAUUACUUAUAUACAAUAUUAAUGCAUCCAGUGUUGGCAUUCUAAGUCAUCUACUUUAUUAUAUUCAUGUGUGCUCCAAGAAAGUACAUAUGCACAUGUAAAAUUUGUAGCACAUUGGCAUCGACAUGUACCGCAUUGUUUUCCAUGUCAUUCUUCCCAAAGAAUCUGAAGUUUCUGAACCUAUGUUGGUAAUG
This is a messenger RNA of Triticum dicoccoides, 883 nucleotides long. RefSeq lists its product as uncharacterized. The record is from RefSeq and is a predicted model, not a curated record. NCBI's taxonomy places the organism in Eukaryota, Viridiplantae, Streptophyta, Magnoliopsida, Poales, Poaceae. Bases 48 to 593 code for a protein of 181 amino acids. The transcript has 4 exons.